AAACUACCAUGUUGCUACUUCACAUCCAGCACGCAGUCCUCCCACACCAAUGCGUAGAUGGCGCUGAGCGACAGCCAGGUUUCCUCCUCCUCCUUCCCGGAGAUCGUUGAGUUGAACAUCGGAGGACAGAUGUACACGACUCGGCUGGAGACCCUAAACGCGGUCCCAAACUCCCUGCUGUGGAACACCUUCUCUCAGGGCUCUCCCAAGUUCGCAGCCAGGGACAGCGGCGGACGCUUCUUCUUCGACCGGGACGGCUUUUUGUUCCGCUACAUCUUGGAUUAUUUAAGGGACUCGAACUUCGUUCUGCCGGACUCGUUCAGAGAAAGGGGACGCUUACAAAAGGAAGCAGAUUUCUUUCUUCUGCACGACUUCUCCAAGCGCCUCGAUGGGGACAGCGAAGUGGACAGCCCCCACUCUGCCGUGUCCGCUGUCAGCCCAGUGGUUGGGCCCCUGGGGAACCCACUCGGGGUCCGAACUGGUUACGUUACCAUCGGUUACCGGGGUACGUAUACCAUCGGACGGGACUUCCAAACCGACGCAAGGUUCCGGAGAGUGGCCAGGAUCACAGUCUGUGGUAAAAUCUCCUUAGUGAAGGAGGUGUUUGGGGACACAUUGAACGAGAGUCGCGACCCCGACCGUCCCCCGGACAAGUACACGGCCAGGUACUACCUCAAGUACAACUUUCUGGAGCAGGCGUUCGAUCAAUUGGCGGAAACUGGACUCCGCAUGGUGGCUUGUAGCUCCACCGGUACGUGCGCCUACACCAGCAACGACCCCAACGAAGACAAGAUCUGGACCAGCUACACCGAGUACGUUUUCUCCCGGUGAAGACCAGAAUGUAGCACAGUUUAUAUUAGAUUUAUCAUCGUUGAUUGAACUUUAAGAAGACAAAACACUUCGUGUAAGGCGGGUUGCUCUAAGACGAAGACUAUAUAGUUAGUAGCCUAUUUGUUUGGGUAUCCGUUGGCAACCGUCCAAGAUCUUGAAGAACGUCAAACGGUUAGCUAGCUGUGGUUCUUUAGUCUAAAGGUCGUAACGUUUAAUUUUUGCCGCACGACAGGUAGUCUCGGUAAAAUAAAUAAAGUAACUUUUUACUAAUAGUGAGUUAAGAUGACAGUUCGUCUUAACAAAACUUUUUAUUAGUGAAUACGGCCGUUAGUUUGGCCACCGGCCGUUUUUCCUGAAGAGAAAUUAAUAGCAUGCCUAAGAUGGCUUGAAUCUGGACGCCAAUGUUUAUGCUUAUUGGUUUUAAAAUGAGUUAUUAUCCAGUUAUGAAUGUUGUUCUUAAGAGUUUUUUGUCUAUUCUACCUAAUGUCAUUGUUUUAAAUCUGUUGCUGAAAUAAAGUCAUAACAAAAUCUCACUUUCAGUUUUCCAAUUGAUUUGCAUGAAAAGUAUCCAAAACGUAUCUAUAGAAUAUGUUUCAUGACGAUAACGACACGUAGCUCUAUCGGACCUAGCACAAAGAGCUCCAACAAGGCUAACCCCGAGAGCAAAUUAAGCUUGCACACCGCUGAUGAAUUAGCUUAAUUGGCAAAUGGACCACAUUGCUCUUACGUGUGGCAACACACAAUUAUUUCCUCUCAUACAAACAUUCAUAAACCAACAGCGGUGGCAACCAUGCAAAGCCACAGCCAUCUGGUCGUGAGCAGUUAGGGUUAGGUGAAUUGCUCUGGGACACCUAGAUACUGAGCAAGGGAUCGUGAAAGCAACCUUCCUGUUGCCAGACAACCCACUCGUAAUUCCUGCUACUGAAGCUGGCAUACAGAGUCUACGCAGAAUUGCAGAAAUAGAAUACAGUUUACUUCCCUUUAGGCUUUUGAAAUAAACAUGACACCAUGAAUUUCAUCCUCCUUUUAUUUUCAACAC
Molecule: messenger RNA, 1870 nt
Organism: Gadus chalcogrammus (walleye pollock)
Lineage: Eukaryota; Metazoa; Chordata; Actinopteri; Gadiformes; Gadidae
Product: BTB/POZ domain-containing protein KCTD12-like
Exons: 1
Coding region: 58-831 (257 amino acids)
Biological process (GO): protein homooligomerization; regulation of G protein-coupled receptor signaling pathway
Cellular component (GO): presynaptic membrane; postsynaptic membrane
Source: RefSeq, a predicted model, not a curated record